Molecule: messenger RNA, 129 nt
Organism: Racocetra persica
Lineage: Eukaryota; Fungi; Glomeromycota; Glomeromycetes; Diversisporales; Gigasporaceae
Source: the annotation of a GenBank genome assembly
AUGGGCGUUGAAACUCAAAAAGGAAAUAUACAGGAAUGUAGUGAAGCGGACAAACGCAAAUUCGAAUUGAACUACACACUUCACAAAACCUCGAUUCUAAAUGGAUGUAGUAAUCCAAUGAUUUCAUGA